AUUUUGCUGUAUUCCGUUUUAUUCGGUUGCAGACAGUGAGAUACAUAGGUAAUGCGUCGGUCGGUUGUUAAUUUAACUUUUCCACGAUUUCAAGAGUAAUCAAAUAGAGAGUAUCAUUUAUAUAUAUAUCUAUAGAAAAACUAUAUAUAUACUUUUAGAUUGUAUGUAUAACUAAAAGAAAAAUAAAAAAAAAACAUAAUAGAACAUCAAUCUAAGUACAACAAUAACCAGUUUAAAAUUUUAAAAAUUUGCAUAAAGUUAAAAAAAAUUGAAAUAAAUAAUUUACAUAUCGCAAUAAAGUUAAUGAAAAGAAAUGAAAUAAAAUAAAUUAACAAAUUAAGUUAAAACAAUAGAAAUUGCCAAGAAAUAUUAAGAAAGAAGGAGGUAUUAGAAAUAAAAUAAAAAAAAACAAAAUCAAAAGUGUAUUAAAGUGAAAUUUGGUGUUAUUGUUGUUGUUUCCAUCCACUCCGCGUAAAAUUUUUGUUUGGUACGCAUUAUGUUCCUGCCUUUUCGAUUUCCUUGCCAAAUACACAAAAAUCAAUAAAAAGGACAAUUGAGAACGUAGCACAACAACGACUACGAGGGUCUUAUAACGGACAACGGCCUCAUGGAUUGUGUUAGUUCAUAUUUAACGUUACGCCAGUGUGGAUGUGUAAAAGAUGUGUUUGUUGUUUUUAAUUUCAUCAGAAUGUAAAAAGCAAUUUUGAAUUUUCAGCUAAAAAAAAACAACAACAUUUACAUAGAUGAAAAAUAAAUUUAAACAGGAUAUAAAACCACAAAAUUAUAAUAAAAAAUUUUUCUUAAAUACAACCAGAAACCCCCCAACUAAUUAAGUGUGAAAGUGUUGUUUAUUUAAUCCAAUAAAAUAACAGCAAAAUAAAUAAAUAAAUUUAACAAAAAUAAAGCAACUUAUUUAAAAAACGAAAAACCUAAAAUAUCCUUUGGAAAUUGGAGCUUCUGGUAUUGUAUGUAUAGCGUAAAGUUGUGUGGUGUAGCUACCUAGUUUUCAAAGGAGAACACAGGUCGUAAAUACCAAGAACUGCGCUGAUAAACUCAAUUCAACCCCAGUGCAAAAACAAAACCAAUAUAUAAAUAUAAUACAAACAACCUGCUUAACCAGAAGAGUUACAACUCGCUCCAACCAACCAGUUUCUUUUUUUUGUGUUAAUCGAUUUCAACUGUGCCCAAUUUCCAGAGACUCACUCAGAAAUCAUGUCAUUGCAAACUAAACGGCAGCACUGCUAUUUGUGUGAUCUGCCUCGCAUGCCUUGGGCCAUGAUCAAUGACUUUUCGGAGGCCGUUUGUCGAGGCUGUGUGAACUAUGAGGGCGCCGACAGAAUUGAACUGGUCCUGGAUGCGGCCAGACAGAUGAAACGCCUACAUCAGGCGGCUAAACGCAGCCACGAAAAUGGUGAGGUACAACAGUCGUCGGUGCAGCAGCAACAGCAGCAGUCCCAGAGUCAGCAUCGUGGUGGUGGGCCCAUAAAUGUGGGUGUUGUAGGCCAACAGCAGCAGCAACAACAACAACAACAUCAUCAUAGUUAUCCUUCUCAACGAAUAGGACCGCCUCAGGCCACUCUUAUGGACUUUCCGGUCAAAAUGGAGGCUCACGAUGCCAGUGUUCGGCCAGUACGCAUUUCACACAUGACUCCUCAUCACAUGUCUAUGUCAAAUAGAGCUGUUGCUGCGGCUGCAGCAGCUGCCAAUUCCAACAUUAAUCAAUCCCAGGUGGGAGGACCAGUACCACCCGCCUUGUCGGUCAAUCUGAAACGACCGCCCUCAGAGGAGGAUGAACAUAACCAUAACGAUGGCAGCGGUCCAUCGGGCAUUAAGCGAUCAGCCAUUGAUGAUCCUGCCUCACGGCCACCUCUUACUCGUGGCGAAUCUUUGCCGGCAGCGGUUUCUUUCAUUUCGGAACGCCCAUCUGGAUUACGCGACAAACAUCAGCCGGUCAGAGCGCCCUCAUUUGAUGCGUCCACAUUUAAACCUGGCGUAUUUCCAACAUUGCCACAUCCGGCCGUUUCGCUAGGCAAUUCGACGCCACCGGCAUUACCAACAUCUCAGCCUCAACCUCCUCCGCCACAGUCAAUAGCACCACCACCUAUGCCACAAUUAUCAACAACAGCCACCUCAGUUACCCAAUUAACUCAAAGUCCAAUGGCUAAUUUAAUGUCCAUUACAGAGACAUUGCCACCCGGAAGUCCACGUAACGGACCGAGUCCACCUGGACCACCACCACCUCGUACCGCCUCGAGAGGUAGUCAACAUUCGCCGAACAGUUCGGCAGGUUCAUCAUCUGGUCGCCGCUCAUCAGGUUCACGUCAUGUUUCAAGUACAACAGUAACCAGCUCCGAAGUUCAGGCCAAUCAAUCGUCGAACGGCCCACCACAGGGUCCGGGAGGAUCAGUGAAUAAUGUGGGUGUUAGCAGUGCAGCGGCCGCAGGGCCAUUGUCGUCACAAGCCACCGGUCCCGAUGGACAAGUGACUGGACCCACGGGCAACAGUGCUGCAGGACAACCACCUACCGGUCUAAAUAAUGCAGGCUCAGCACCAGCAGGCACAGCAGCUCCUCCACCCCCCAAUACAGCCCAAAAUACCACCCUCAAGUGCACGCUGUGCCAGGAACGUCUUGAAGAUACCCACUUUGUGCAAUGUCCUUCAGUAAAUCAUCACAAAUUCUGCUUCCCUUGCAGUCGGGAAAGCAUAAAGCGACAGAAUGGUUUGGGCAAUGAAGUAUAUUGUCCUAGCGGUGAUCGUUGUCCUUUGGCCAAUUCAACGAUACCUUGGGCGUUUAUGCAGGGCGAAAUCACGACUAUUCUAGGAGAAGAAGUCAAGGUUAAAAAGGAGCGUGAGUCUUAAUGUCCAUUUUACUGCAAAAAGCUGAGGCGAGCUUUGGAAAAAUAUUAAACAAAAUUCCCACUUUUUUCCAUUUAAAAAAAUGAUUGAGGGAAUUGAACAACAACAACUACAACAACAAUCAUUUUAUUUGGGAGGCUGGAGUCAGAGUCUCCAAAAAAAAUUAUCAUCAAGGUAGCAGUCUAAUUAAAUUAGGCUGUCUUCUUGUAAAAAAACAACUCUUAAACUCAGCCCCAACAAACUCCAUAACGUUUUUCCUCUUGCUGUUAAGAAAUUAGUGCUAAUAACCAUUCAAUAGAGUUCCAGUUAAACAAACAAAAAACACAUACACAGAAUGUUCGGCAUAUUGUAGCACAGACAUUUUGUAACUCUUGAUUGACAUCAUCUAAAUUUGAAUUGUUUUUAAAUUUGUACUCGUAUAUCUAAAGAAACAUAAUGCAGAUUUGUCUUAACAAAAGCAGAUUUCUGACAAGCAGUCAGCCGUCCCAGUGGCUGCAGAGAUCUUUGAUGUAAAUAUUAAUGAAAAAAAUACAAUAUAAUAAUAUUAAUUAUGCUUAGAGUUAUUUAAUUAUAAAAUAAUAAUAAUAAUAAUGGAAAUAAAAAAGAAAACUAAUAUUUAAAAUACAAAUAAAAGUAAUAUUAUAAUAUUAUGGUAGGACUAACUAAUUUAUGUCUAUAUGUAUAUGUAUGUAUUUAUUUAUAUAUUAUGUAUUAUGAUGUAUUUGUUAUUUGUAUGAAUAUGAAAUCAAACAUACAUUCAUUCAUUGUAUGUAUGAUGUAUGAAACAAACAAAAUAUAUUCUAAUACCAACAAUCACUUUAAAGAAAUACUAAUAAAUGUGACUAUAAAUGUAUGAAUUAAUUAUAAUAUUAAUAUUUAAACAAACAAAACAAACGUUAAACUCUAUGCUAACAUACUUUAUUUGUAUGUUUGCAUAUAUAAAUUGUUUUCAGACAAUGUGUGUCCAUUUUGUAUGAUAAAGAUACAAAUUAAUUGUAAAUGUAGUGUUGCAACCACAAUAGGCCUAGAAUAGUUAGUAUGUAGUUGCAUUCACCACAAGAGCAGAACGUGAAGAGGAAAAAUCAAACUCUCUUACAGGAAUCAUACAAUCGAUUUCUUAAUUAUACUUUUCAAAUAAAACUUGUUAUACGGAAAACUAUCCAAUAAAUCAUACAAAACAAACACGCAACAUACACCAAUUUGAAUAUUCAAUUUAUGUAUUUUUAUAGCCAUACCGAACGAUCCGGAAAACGAUACUCCUCCUUUUGUCAAAGGAUCGUUCUAAUGAUCGAAAUUUUGUAAAUUUAUUUGUAGUUGUAACUAAUUGUAGAUCUAGUAGCUGUAGCCGUAGUCCCGAAAGAAAACCCAAGUAUAUGUAAUGUACACACACACACAAACAUGCAUAUGAUUUUAGUCCUAAGUCAACAACAACAACAACAACAAAAUAACUACAAAAAUUUUCAAAAUUUUAUUUUGAAAGGCCUUAUUUUAAUUAUUAUUUAAUUUUUGGUAAAAACUACAAAAAUGAAAUGGCCCUAAAAUGUUUGCAUUAAAAACAAGAAAAUAAAACCAGAAAAUUUAAUUGAAAGAAAUGAAAAAAAAUUAUUCAAAUAUAUUCUAGAAUAGAAAUUAAGAUGGAUUUUUUGUUUUAAUUGAUACAACAUGUAUGUAUGAAUGGAUAAAUACUGUAACAUAAUGAAAAAUCAAACAAUUGACAGACAUAGACCUAUUUUCAUAAAUAAUUGUUUAUUUGUGCAUUGUUUACACUUAAGAACACAGUUUGGAAAGGAUAUUCAAAAUUACAAAUUCUUAAACUACAACUUGUAGGAAAACGUUUCAAUUUAAUUGCAAAUUUUAGGAAUAAACCCAUGUUUUAAGAAUUUUCAAUAAAAAAAUCGAUCAUGUUUGAUUUUAAAAAAAAUUCUAUAAAAUUUACGAGGAUAUUAUUUACAAAAUAUAAUUCGAAAUUUGAACAACUUGUAGGAAAACAUUUCAAUUUAGUUAUUGAUUUUAUAAAUAAACCCACUUUUUAAGAAUUUUCAAUAAAAACUCAAGCAGUUACAAGUUUUUCAAAAAAUAUUUGAUUUUUAAAAAAAUUUCAUUAAAAUUUAGGAGGUUUUUAAGGAAAUAUUAAGAUUCUGCAGACGAUUUUUCAAAUUAUUUUCGAAAUUUCAACUAUUUCUGGAUCGUUUGACAGAUAACAGAGUAGAUAUAGACAUGUCCGGGAAAAUCGGCCCAUAAAUGGCUAAUAUAUAAGCAAAAAAAAAAAAAACAAAACUACCUCGAUUGUUGACCUAUUUUGUUUAUCUUUAUCUGGAUUACUAAGUCUUUCACAUAUACAAUAUUGACCUUUCCAACGCCAUAGAAAUUUCGACAAACAAUGGGUCAAUAUAGGGAAAAAUAUUUUUUAAAGCAAUAUUUUUUCAUUAAACAUUUUUUCAAUAUUUUUCCUUAAGUAUAAUUACAUUCGGCACAGCCAAAUAUAACUCUCUUACUUGUUUUAUUUAACCUCAAUAAUUUAUUUGACUUUUAUGUUCCAUGAAUCUUAAACAAGAACUGAAUAAAGAUUUAAAAAGUGAAGUGCAAGUGAAUUUUUAACUAAAUCAAUUAUUUCUAAAGAGAAGAAGAAAACUGGAAAACGAAAACGUUUUAGUUAAACAAAAUUAAAACUCAGGCAAUGAUUUGAGAGUUAAAUUUGAAAAUUUUUAAAGUGAUUUUAUGAUUUAAUGGAAAGGAAACUACUUUUUACAACAAAGAAAAUGUUUUUUGGAAAUAAUUAAAGGGCCACAUAAAUAUGUAUUAAUAUUUUGAAAACUAAAUCACAGAUAGACAUUUCUUAGAAAUAUGCAAAUUCUGAAAUUCACUCAAAAUCAAACACACCCACCAAAUCAUUAACCAUACUUCACUGACAGAAAUGUAUUUAUUGUAUGAAUUGUAAAUGUGUGUGCAUGUAUUAGGACUUAAAUUAAUAUUGAUAUAGUUAUUUAAUUUAAUGAAAAGAAAAGCAAAUAGGAAUACAUUAUUAAUUUUUGUGAUAUUCAAAUAGAAAACCAGACGACACGUUAAGGACACAAUCCUAGAAAACAUAAAAA
Messenger RNA from Calliphora vicina (urban bluebottle blowfly), 5948 nucleotides. It is a transcript of the gene Pits, whose product is annotated as Protein interacting with Ttk69 and Sin3A. The coding region runs from base 1213 to 2859 and encodes 548 amino acids. Gene Ontology annotation, biological process: regulation of transcription by RNA polymerase II. Gene Ontology annotation, molecular function: transcription corepressor activity. NCBI's taxonomy places the organism in Eukaryota, Metazoa, Arthropoda, Insecta, Diptera, Calliphoridae. Gene Ontology annotation, cellular component: nucleus. The record is from RefSeq and is a predicted model, not a curated record. The transcript is spliced from 4 exons.